AUGAAUAAAUUUUAUCGUUCUGUUUGUCAAUGCCGCCAUUUGCCAAGGCAAUUAUUGGCCAAACCUUUGCGUCUUCUAUCGACAACACAGAAUUUACGUUACAAGGAUCAGAGUGAUACAUUCACUAGAGGAAUAUUUAGCGGUAAACUUAAACUUAAUCAACUAUUUCCUUAUCCAGAUGCCUUAAAUGAUGAAUCGAAAGAAACAUUAAAGAUCAUGUUGGAUCCAUUUGAAAAAUACUUUUCUGAAGUUCACGAUGCCAAACAGAAUGAUAUCGCUGAGACCACAUUAGAAAAAGCUUUUUCUGUAUUUAAAGAAAUUGGAGGAAUGGGAUUUCUAGCUCCAGAGCAAUACGGCGGACUAGGACUUAAGAAUACACAAUAUGCUCGCAUAUUAGAAAUAUUUGGAAAAUACGAUUUAUCAUUCAGUGUCACCGUAGGUGGACAUCAAUCGAUUGGAUAUAAAGGUCUUGUACUAUUUGGCACCGAUGAACAGAAGCAAAAGUAUCUACCUGAUCUAGCUACGGGUAAAAAGAUAGCAGCUUUUUGCCUAACGGAACCUAUGGCGGGCUCAGAUGCUGCUUCUCUACGAACUAAAGCAGUUCUUGAUGACGAUGGUAAACAUUAUAUAUUAAAUGGUAAUAAAAUAUGGAUUACUAAUGGUGGCUUUGCGGAUAUCAUGACUGUUUUCGCUCGAGUUGUACGUAGAAAAGAAGAUUCCGAUGAGACUACUGAAGGCAUAACAGCUUUUAUUGUAGAAAGAGAUUUUCCCGGUGUGACAAGCGGUCCAGCGGAAAAGAAAAUGGGAUUAAAAUCGUCUAAUACUGCGUCUAUUUAUUUUGAUAAUGUCAAAGUUCCGGUCGAGAAUAUGAUAGGAAAAGUUGGAGAAGGAUUUAAAGUUGCUAUGAAUAUACUUAAUAACGGUCGAUUUGGAUUAAUUGCAGUAUCAUCAGGAUUAAUUAGGAUGUUAGUUAGCAAAACUAGCGAGCACGCUAACAAUCGGAUUCAAUUUAAUCAAAAAUUAAUCGAAUUUCAAGUAGUUCAAGAAAAACUAGCCAAAAUGGCCAUGGCUCAUUACGCAGUUGAAUCGAUUGCUUACAUUCUUUGCAAUAACAUGGAUCGAGGUAUAACCAAUUUUCAGCUCGAAGCCUCAAUGAGUAAAAUAUUUGCAACAGAAGCGGCAUGGCACUGUUGCGAUGAAUGUAUUCAAGUUUUAGGUGGAAAUGGAUAUAUGAGAGAUAAUGAAAUUGAACGCCAUCUACGAGAUAUUCGGGUAUAUCGUAUUUUUGAGGGAGCCAACGAUACUUUAAGAGUACAUAUUGCGUCUGAUGGUAUCUAUUCUGCCGCUAAGAAUAUGAGAGAGAAUCAGAAAUUACUAAAUGAGUUUGGAUCUCAAAAAUCGGUUACAGAGCCUCAUGGCAAAAAAUUAAUUGAAGCUGUUGCCCCUUCUUUACGUGAUUCUGCAAUAAAAGUAACAGGAUGCGUUGAAGAGUUUGCAUCAGCAGUACGAAUUUUACUACUUAAGCAUGGCAAGAAUAUUGGCAAUCAACAAUUUUUGUUGACACGUUUGGCAGAUACCGCAAUCGAUUUAUAUGUCAUGACUGCUGUACUAGCAAGAGCUACCAGCGCUAUUAAUCAGGGCUUGUCGACUUCAAAUCAUGAACAACUAUUAGCGACUACAUAUGUAACUGAGGGCUGUAGCCGCGUAGAAAGAAAUCUUCUAAAAGUUAAAAAUCCCGAAAAUUUGACGACUUAUGCAGCUUUUACUCAAAUUGCCAGCGAAGUUAGUCAAGACGAUACCGUAGUAACCGCUCGUCCGUUAGGUUUCUAG
Trichoplax adhaerens is the source of this 1830-nucleotide messenger RNA. RefSeq lists its product as uncharacterized. The transcript is spliced from 2 exons. Gene Ontology annotation, molecular function: fatty-acyl-CoA binding; flavin adenine dinucleotide binding; very-long-chain fatty acyl-CoA dehydrogenase activity. Bases 1 to 1830 code for a protein of 609 amino acids. The record is from RefSeq and is a predicted model, not a curated record. NCBI's taxonomy places the organism in Eukaryota, Metazoa, Placozoa, Uniplacotomia, Trichoplacea, Trichoplacidae.